AUGUCCCAAGCUGACUUCGAACCCGCCGCCGCCGUCGAAGCCUCGCAGAUCCACGCGCUCAAGCAGCGCGUGCGGCACCGCAGCACGGGAGACGGCAAGUCCACGUACUUCGGCAAGUACGUGUCGCAGGAGGGCUCGGAGAAGCUGCUGACGUACGAGUAUCACGGCGCCGACAACUCGCUGGUCUACAAGCACGUGCUGACGCCCAUGAACAACUUCCUGGUGGAGCUGCUGCCGCUGUGGCUAGCACCCAAUCUCAUUACUCUCAUCGGCCUCAUCCUGGUGGGCGGCUCGCACACGCUCUUCGUGUUCCUGUGCCCGCUGCUGGAGGGCGACGCCCCCUGGUGGGCCAUGGUGGCCGCGGCCGUGGCGCUCUUCAGCUACCAGACGCUGGACAACUUGGACGGCAAGCAGGCGAGACGCACCAAGUCCUCGUCGCCCUUGGGCUUGCUGUUCGACCACGGGUGCGAUGCGCUGAACGUGUCGGUGGGGACCAUGACCAUGGCCAGUAUUCUGCAGAUGGGCACGACGUGGAGGACGCUUGGGUUCGUGCUGAGUGCACACUUUGUCUUCAUCUUUGCUACGUGGGAAGAGUACUACUCCGGGUCGCUGGAGCUCCCGAUCAUUAACGGGCCGACGGAGGGCAUUCUGAUCGGCAUUGCGCUGAAGCUGUUCACGGCGGCGGUUGGUGUCGACUUCUGGAACCGGGAGAUGGUCGAAGGGGUGCAGAACAACUCGCUCUUUGUCAUCGUGACGAUGAUCAGCUCGUGCUUCACGCUUAUGGUCAAUGUGCGGAAUGCGCUCCACGCUGUACGCCUGAACCAAGACUCGGUUCUUGUGGCUUUUACGCGUCUCCUUCCGUUCGUCAUACUGAACACGCUGGCUGGACUUUGGGCCCUCUACUCGCCCUCGGACAUUUUCUCCACACACCCGCGGAUGUUCCUGUGGAUGCUUGGACUGCUGAACAGCAAGCUGGUGCUCCACUUAAUGCUGGCUCACUUGUGUGGUGAGGAGUACCAUCCCUUCCGUAAGACGCUGGUGCCGAUCUUCUACGUGGCUGGUCACUGUGCCUUCUGCAUGCUGGAAGGCAUCUACGACGCUAUUAACGAAGAGCUCAUCGUGCGCGAGUUCUUCUUCCUCUCCCUCGCAGCGUACGUGCACAUCGUCAUCACCGUCGUGUGGGAGGUCAAGAACGUGUUGGGCGUCUCGGUGUUUACGAUUCCGCACAACCCCAAGCCCAAGUCGAUUCGCACCAAGCCAGCAGCAAAAUCUUCGUAG
This is a messenger RNA of Phytophthora sojae, 1278 nucleotides long. RefSeq lists its product as hypothetical. The transcript has 4 exons. Gene Ontology annotation, molecular function: phosphotransferase activity, for other substituted phosphate groups. Lineage: Eukaryota; Oomycota; Peronosporomycetes; Peronosporales; Peronosporaceae. The coding region runs from base 1 to 1278 and encodes 425 amino acids. The record is from RefSeq and is a predicted model, not a curated record. Gene Ontology annotation, biological process: phospholipid biosynthetic process. Gene Ontology annotation, cellular component: membrane.